This is a messenger RNA of Protobothrops mucrosquamatus (brown spotted pit viper), 1291 nucleotides long. RefSeq names its product nudix hydrolase 15 (gene NUDT15). Gene Ontology annotation, molecular function: 8-oxo-7,8-dihydrodeoxyguanosine triphosphate pyrophosphatase activity. Gene Ontology annotation, cellular component: cytosol. The record is from RefSeq and is a predicted model, not a curated record. Lineage: Eukaryota; Metazoa; Chordata; Lepidosauria; Squamata; Viperidae. Gene Ontology annotation, biological process: dGTP catabolic process. The transcript is spliced from 3 exons. The coding region runs from base 9 to 584 and encodes 191 amino acids.
UGCCGAGCAUGCCCGACCGAGCAAGGGAAGCCGAGAGGCAGGGGGAGGAUUCGGGAGGGCGGGAGCCAGCCAGCCAACUCAGCCUAGACGGCCGGAUCGAGCAGCCAACCCUCCGCCCCAGGGCAAGCGGGAACCAGACUCGGCGGACCAGAAGUCGGAGCUGCUACGCAGGAAACCAAAAGCUCCGGCAGAGCGCGAACCUUCUGCGGAAGUUUGCCCGAGGCACAAAAACUUGGCCUCAACUACUCAGUGAAAAUUUGGUAGAAUGUGCAAAGAGAGAAACUUUAGAAGAAGCUGCCUUGCAUCUAACAAAUGUGCAGUUUGCUUCAGUGGUAAAUGCUGCUAGUUUAAAGGACAAUUACCAUUAUGUCACCAUCCUAAUGAAAGGAGAAGUUGAUAUGAAUCAUGAAUCCGAACCAAAGAAUCUGGAACCUGAUAAAAAUGAAAGUUGGGAAUGGGUAAAAUGGGAUGAGUUUCCACCAGCCAAUAAACUCUUCUGGCCUCUACGCUGCUUAAGAGAACAAAAUUAUAAUCCUUUCAAAGAAGAAUUAAAUCAUCUGAUUGGAUACACUGGAAAUCUAUAAGUUAUAUUUUCUGGAUUUAAAACAGACAAUAUAUCAAUAGCCCCUAUGAAGAGACUUUUGUUAUCAGUGCCAAGUUGUACAUUUGCUCUAAAUACUUGGAACCAACCUGUCAUUACUGCAUGACUGGCACUAAUCAUAUUCCCUCCAAAAGCUCUAUUUUGGCAUAUAGCUUCAGAUUAUUUUCCUUUAUAACAGAUAUUUUAAUACAAUGAUGUAUCCUAUGAUGUAUACAGGGGUUAAUGCAUGCUUAUAAUACUUAUGGUUUUGUUAUUGGUCAAAGCAGCUGCAAUAAUGCAUCCUAUAUUUUAUGUUACUUUGCUCUGUCGGAAAAAAUGAUUGUAUAGUAAAAGCAUUAUAGUUGCCCCCAUAAUUGAUAUGAUCCAGUGUAAUCACAAAGGUCCAUAUUUUAAACUCUUCCCAUUCUAAUCCAUUUUGCUCUCUGAUUUAGAAGAAGUAUACCAUUGUAAAGAAGAAAAAAUACCAGUGUGCAAGCCUUUUUUCAUUAUAAAAACCUGUGAAACUUUUCCAAUUAUGGGGAAGAACUAUACAUUUUAUGCAACUAUAUAACUCACAUUGUGUUGUUUCCACUAUAUAGUUAUUUUUGCAUGAUACGCUGAUCCAAAAUCUGUUCAGCCACAUUAGUUCAGUGUAUUGUGUGAAACUUGUCUCUAUGGUUAACUGAAUAAACCAGGGACUAUGAAAAUCCA